Molecule: messenger RNA, 1924 nt
Organism: Aedes albopictus (Asian tiger mosquito)
Lineage: Eukaryota; Metazoa; Arthropoda; Insecta; Diptera; Culicidae
Product: zinc finger protein 569
Exons: 3
Coding region: 122-1831 (569 amino acids)
Biological process (GO): regulation of transcription by RNA polymerase II
Cellular component (GO): nucleus; chromosome
Molecular function (GO): sequence-specific DNA binding; chromatin insulator sequence binding; DNA-binding transcription factor activity, RNA polymerase II-specific
Source: RefSeq, a predicted model, not a curated record
CAAAACGUCAUCCACCGAUUCGAGAAGAGGAAGAGGAAAGAGACCCGUUUGUUGUGAUAAUCAGUGCGGUGCUUGAAAAAUCCAGAUAAAUUGGGGAACUUCUCGCCCAUAAAGUGAAAAAAUGAGUGAUUUGGACGUAGAAAACAUAUGCCGCCUGUGUUGCGAAAAGAAAGGUCGCCUGCGGUCGCUUUUCGAACGAAAACCAGCCAACCAUUCGCUCUCGUUGCAGCAAAUGAUCCUGGACGUGACGCGGCUGGAGGUUGAGCCCGGGGAUAAAUUGCCGCAGAAGAUCUGUAGAACGUGUUCCAAAACGUUGGAGAAGAUGUACGAAACCAUCGAAGGUUACCGAACAAACGAUUUGAAACUUCGGCAGCAACUGGGGCAAAAGUACCUAGCGCAGGUGGAAAUCAAGGAGGAAGAGGUUGACAUAGACUUGCUGGAAAAAACAUGCGAACAGGACAUGAUGGUCGAGAAUAUCUGUAUUAAACAGGAAGCAGACGAAGAACAGCUCGAUCAUGAAAACCUAGACGAAGGUCAAAACGCAGUGAAGCUUUCAAAAGAAAAUCAAUCUGACUCUGAAAGCGCUGAAGAAGCCAACCUUGAUGAAGAUGAAUGGAAGCCAAGCAAGGAGGAUAAAGAGGAUGAAGAAAAGGUCAUCAAACGUAAGAAGUCCACCACGAAGAAAUCACGCAGGAAGAGAAAUCCAGGUGAUCCACCACUGAAACGUAUACGUUACCGAGAUCCCAACAUUCCACGCUUUGCGGAUUUCAAAUGUUACGUUUGCAUGGGCGAGUCUCAUGGAACGGCCGAAGCACUGCUGACUCAUUUGAACAGUAUUCAUGCGAAUUUGCUUCCGUAUACCUGUACGGAUUGUCAGACGGAGACGGUUGUGUUCAACACAGUCCUGGCAAUGAACACUCACAAACGGCAGCAUAUGAAUCCGGAAAAAUGUCCGCAUUGUGACAGGCGAUACACCACCAAGAACAAUGUUAAGCUACAUAUUCAGAUGUACCACACGGGUGAUAACGAACCGAAUCCAUCACCAUGCGACACCUGCGGCAAAGUGUGUUCCUCUAAACUGGCAUUGAAAAAUCAUAUGAGGCUACACACUUCAGGAUCGGCCUGUGAAAUGUGCGGUAAGGUCUUUCUAGAGCGAAGCAAAUUACAAAGGCACAUUCAAACCAAGCAUGAAAAGCUUAAGAAAUUCGAAUGUAACAUCUGCCAGAAGAAACUGGCUUCUAUUUCCGCUGUGCAGAACCACAUCGAUAGAUUCCACUCUUCGCAAGUAUUCACUUGCAGUUACUGCCCAAAGACGUUCAAUUUAAAGUUGACUCACCGCGCCCACGAGCAGAAGCACAUCGAGAACAAAAAUUACGUAGCGACGAAGGAUUGGAAGGACUACUACACCGUGCUCGAUGGGCAAGAAGGCAAGGUCACCAAGCUGAAGAAGUGCAAUCUUUGUGGAUUCGAAACUAGUAAUAUGGGACCGCACCUCGCCAAGGUUCACUUCCCAACCGAGUAUCGGUGCGAAAUUUGCGAUGCUACGUUCAGGAAUAAGCAGUCCUAUAAUAUCCACGUGGAAGAGCACGAACAUGGCAAGGCGCACCGGUGUCCUAUCUGCGGGCGCGAGUUCUCCGAAAGGAAGAAUCUAAUUACGCACCUUCGGACUAAAAAACACCAGGAUCACCCUCUGGCGCAGGCUAUGCUGAGUACGAUCAAAACAGCUAAUACGACCCCCAAACGGGAUAAGUCCACUUCUGAAGUGGAUGAUGACGAUACCCGGGAAGAAACGCAAAUUGGGGUAGAACGUGGUAUAGGUCAUUAUAUGUGAGAUAAAUAAAUAACGAUACUUAUUAUCCAUUAUUUGUCAAAGUAUUGGAAUCAUUGUCUUUUGCACUAAAUUAUACGAAACCGGUCAGAUACA